AUGAAUCAGAACAACGACGAGCAACCCAACGCAGGGAUGCAACUCCUCGCGUCCGACGACCUCCGACAAGUCCUGGACAGCAAUGGGGCGACAGCUGCAGCGACGCUGAAAGAUGCCACGCACAUUAUCACGAACUCGCAUCGGUUUGAGGGUUCGGGGGAGGUAGAUGCUGGGGUACAUGUUGUUACGGACCAAUGGGUAGAUCGGUCGCUUGUGUUGGGAAAAAUGCAACAACCUCAAUUUUACUCACCCGACCCAGCUAUGAUUUUUUCUGGGGUAGUAGCCUGCGCAGCCGAACUACCAACAUCGGACCUCGAAGUCCUCUCCGCCGGUAUAACAGCACUCGGUGGACAGUGGCGUACCGGAUUGACAAAAGACGUUACGCACCUCUUCGCUAUAACGCCCAAUUCCCAGAAAUACGCCACAGCGUUGCAUUUCCAGGAACUCACCCAUGUAAAAGUGGUACUUCCCCAUUGGUUCGACGAUGCUGUACGCUUGGGGAUGGGAGGGCUAAGUAUCGCGCCGUAUGAAUGGCCUGACCCCCCACUAUUGAAGGGGAAGCAUGGGGUGAAUUAUGGUGCCAAGAAGGACGGAGCACAUGAUGGGACGGAGCAAAAUGAAGUCAAGAAAUCGUUGUAUGCCACAGCUGUGAUGUACACCACUGCCGACGGCUCUUCUCCACCCAUUCAUCCCCUUUCGCCUGGUGGCAUGGAUACGGACACCAACACGCACAUCAGUAAUGUAUGGGGCGGCCGCCGUAUCUUGCUCAGCCGUACUCUUCGACUGUUUGCAGGUCGGAGAGACGCCGUCGAGGUGGGUAUCCGUCGGUGUGGAGGCGAGAUUGUACGAUACGCUGGAGACGACGAGGAAGAUGAGGAAGACCCUGACGAGGAGGUUCAGGAACAAAAGGAGUGGGAGAUGGACAGGAAAGAGGCGGAUGCACUGAAGGAAUGUGAUAUACUUGUUACGAGGUGGCGGAGUGGGAGGCCUUACGUUCGCGCUUUCCGGAAUGGUAAAACGAUCGGAACCCUAGCAUGGGUGUUCCACGUCCAGUCUACGGGUAUCCUUUCCCGACCGCUGGACCAACUCUUGCACUAUCCCGUGCCGAAAAAGCCAAUCGAGAAUUUUUCCCUACACGAAAUCACGGUAACGAAUUAUACAGGCGAAGCCCGGGAAUACCUCAAGAAACUCAUUACCGCCAUGGGUGCCACAUUCACCCCAAGUAUGACGGGAAAAAAUACAGUUCUCAUAGCCGCUUUCCUUACAGGAACAAAAGCAACCAAAGCCCUCUCCUGGUCCAUCCCUGUAGUGAACCAUACCUGGCUCGAAGAUUGCUUUGUCCAAUGGCGCAACCUCACAGUUGGGGUGGAGAAAUACAUCGUCUUCCCCCCUGGUGUCGAUUUCAGCACGCUCCUUGGUGAGAGGGGUGUGGGUGUGGGACGGGGGAUCGAGGAAGAGGUGAAGGAGAUGGGGGAUGAUGAUGAUGAGUGGGGAGAGCCAGUGCAAGAGGCGGAAGGACCGAGGGGUACGGAUGCCAGUAUGAGGGAGGUCCAGGGCCUGGUUGAUGGGGACGUGCAUAUGGUGGAUAGGGAGAGGCAGGAGCACUAUGGGAUGGACGUGGACGGUCCUGCUCCCGGCCAUGAUUUUAGAUUCGACGAAGAUGAAGAUGAAGAGGAGGAGAUGCACCGGCCUGUGGUCAAGUCCAAGCUCAACGGCGCUUUAUCGUCAGGGAAGAAAGUACCCGCUACUUCAUCACCAUCAAAGCGUUCUUCUCCACCUGCCAAACCCACUACAAGGAAGAGUCCGGUGAAACUUGUCCCUGUUGCCAUUCCUUUGAAAACGCCGACGAAGAAUAAGGCCAAGGCGAAAGAGCUCGAGCUCGAGCUUUCUCCUUUGUCGCCUCUCAAGUCUCCUGUUAAGUCUGCGCCUGCUUCGCCUGUCAAAGCCCUACAAGUCAGGUCCAAGCCGGGUCCUUCGUCUAAGAAGGCUUGGAGGUCACACGAGGAGGAGGAAGAAGAAGAAGAGGUGAUACCUGCCAAGUCGAAGUCAGGCCCCACAACUAAGAAGAGGACGUCCACGCGAAUACACGACAAAGAGCAGCAGGAGGAGGAGGAAGACGAGGUGGAAGUUACCCCUGCCGUUAAGGCUAAGCCAAAGGCGGGUGCAUCGUCCAAGUCGAAACCUGGGUCGUCGAAGAGGGCGCCUGCUAGAGCAAACGAUGAAGACGAUGUGGAGGUGGAGGUGGAGGUUACGACUCCGGCUGUCAAAUCGAAGUCAAAUUUGAAUUCCUCGUCCAAGAAGAAAUCUACACGGACGCGGGAUGUAGAGGAUGAAGAGGAAGAGGAGGAUCAGCGAGUUUCUGCUGCUCAGCCGAAGUCGGGUUCUUCGUCUAAGAGGAAACCCGUUCGAGCACAAGAUGAAGAAGACGAGGAGGACGAGGUGCAGAUUACGCCUGCCCGCAAGAAGGCCUCUCGUGCCGUGGUCAGCGAUGUUAGUGACCAAGAGGCAUCGGAGGAGGAGGAGAUUGUGAAACCAGCGAAGAAGCCAGCAAAGUCUGUGGCCACCACCUCGUCGUCCACGAAGGAGUCUGUGGCUGCCAGUUCGUCUGCGAAGAAGCCUGUGACUGCAACUUCAUCUUCAACAAAACCCAAAGCCAAUGGAAAAGCGGCGGCGGCGAAGAAAGCUCCUCCGAGUGAAAAUACCGAUGAGGAGCAGAAAAUGGACGUGGAUGAGGAGGAGGACGACUUGGAUGUAGUUGUCGUUGAGGAGGUCAAGCCAAGGAAGAAGCUUGUUAAGCGGGUCACGCGCGAUGCCGAGGAGGGGGAUGUCAAUGGUAGUGCAAAUAACACUUCAAGCAUUCUGAAGACAACAAAGGGGGACGCACGUACGCGGGUGAAGAAGAAGAAAGUCGAUGAGGGGAAGCCAAAGCCUAAGGCUGCUGAGAGUGAUGAAGAACAACAAGCAGAGGAGGAAGAGGAGGAAGAAGUGGCACCGAAGAAGAAAGAAAAACUGAAAUCGAAAGCCCCACCACCCAAGAAACCCACCUCAACAAAGAAAACCAAAGUCACUCCCGUCGAAUCCAACUCCGAUUCUGACGAAGCACCAGUAGGUAAACUGAAGAAACUUGAAGUUCACGCGGACAAAGACUCGGACGCUGAUCUCCCAGCUCCACCUCCCAAGCGGAAGGUUGCUGUCAAAGAUGGCUUAGCAUCAGGGUCAACGACCAAAGGUGCGCAUUCACAUCCUCGUGAACGUACGCGUACACGUACGCUCUCGCCUUCCCCACCCCCAUCCGAUUUCAAUUCCGAUGGCACGGGAUGUGUGCUGAUGCCUGGUUUGCUUCCUGUAGCGAGGACCACUGCAGUCCCUGAGAAGAAUAACGUGAAGACGAAGGAGAAGAACGUGAAGAUGAACGGGAAGGCGAAGGCGAAGGAGCCAGUCAGCUCUGCUGAGGAGGAGGAGGAGGAGGAGGAGGAGGAGGAGGAAAGAAUAACGACGAAGAAGGCUGCCUUGAAGAGGACGGAGAGCAUCAAAGCUGCUGCCAGGGAACGCGGUCACGAUUCACCCUCACGCGCAUCUACCUCUAAAGCGAAAGCAACUCCGAAUGCUGAAGGCUCGACGUCAAAACAACAAUCCCCAGUCAAGAAGAAGGGUACACCUGCCACCAGCACCUCUGCAAAAAACAAGCCCCAGCCUAAGGCGAAGAAUGGGCCUGUUCCAACGGACGAGUCUACUCCAACAACCUCCAUCUCAACUGCACCGCCCAGGCGCAACGCCGCUACUAAGGCAACUCAAAAGCUCCACGAUGUCAUUAUGCCUGACAUGAAUAGCUUCGAGCAGCAGAUGAAGAAGUCACGGAAGAGUGGGGGCGGCGUCACCGGGGUGGAAUGGGGUGAUAGGGAAAUGAGGGAGACGAGCGUCGGGAAGAGGAGGAAAAGGGCGUCUGAAGGGAGGAGCGAUCGGAUGGAUGUUGAUGGGGAACAGGAGGAAGAGGAGGAAGACGCAGGCCGAGAGAAGAAGCGCGUCAAACUUUCUGCGGGCCCAGUUGGGAAAGGGAAGGGAAGGGCAGUCAGUUCUGACGAGGAAGAAGAGGAACAGGUGUCGCGCAAGUCUCCUGUCAAGGGCAAAGGGAAGAGUAAACGCAAACAGGCGGAAGAUGAAGAGGAUGAGGAUGCUACACCGCCUGUUACUGUCUCGAAAGGAGCCAAGGGUAAGAAGGCUGAAGAGGUUGACAAUGACCCAUCUUCCAAAUCAUCGUCUAAAAAAUCCGUGCGAGUCAUGACGACUCAGGUCACUCUCGGUGAAGACGUUAUCAAAGCUCUGACUAAACUCGGUGUCAAAAUGACCACUCGGCCAUCUGAGUGCACACAUCUACUUGCUGCGCAGCUAGUUCGUACGGAGAAGUUCCUCUGCGCGCUCUCCGGCUCUCCUUUCAUACUCACAGACAAGUGGGCUACAGCAUCAGCCGCAGCGAAAAAACUUUUUCCGGAGAAGGACUUCAUACUUCGAGACAAAGCUGGGGAGAAGAAGUAUAACGUUGAUUUGGCCAAGUCCCUCAAGCGGGCGAAAGAGUCUGGAGGAAAGCUUCUCGAGGGGAAGACGUUCUACAUUACGCCCAGAGUUAAAAUCGACGUCAAACUCCUCCGGAAUGUCAUAAUCGCAAAUGGUGGUCAAGUCGGCAACAGUGCGCCCACUGCGCGUAUCUUGGGUGCCAACCCUGAUCGGUAUAUAAUUUCGUGUGUGGAAGAUAUAUCGAUCUGGCGACCCAUUUCGUCGCAAAACUUCCCGAUAUAUACCCAGGAGCUGGUGUUGAAUGGGGCGUUAAGACAGGAGGUCGAGUUUGAUAAUGAUGAGUAUAGAGUGGAGGGUUCUUGA
Messenger RNA from Laccaria bicolor S238N-H82, 4875 nucleotides. RefSeq lists its product as uncharacterized. Lineage: Eukaryota; Fungi; Basidiomycota; Agaricomycetes; Agaricales; Hydnangiaceae. The transcript is spliced from 12 exons. Gene Ontology annotation, biological process: double-strand break repair; DNA double-strand break attachment to nuclear envelope. Gene Ontology annotation, cellular component: nucleus; Cul8-RING ubiquitin ligase complex. The record is from RefSeq and is a predicted model, not a curated record. Bases 1 to 4875 code for a protein of 1624 amino acids.